Messenger RNA from Micromonas commoda, 1790 nucleotides. RefSeq lists its product with no specific name. NCBI's taxonomy places the organism in Eukaryota, Viridiplantae, Chlorophyta, Mamiellophyceae, Mamiellales, Mamiellaceae. The record is from RefSeq and is a predicted model, not a curated record. Gene Ontology annotation, molecular function: protein binding. Bases 1012 to 1644 code for a protein of 210 amino acids. The transcript has a single exon.
CGCCCGGUCGAGAGCACGCGGCCUUCGCCAUGAGCGCGUUGAGCGCGUUCCCUCCUGCGCCGCAGGAGAUGGUCGCGGACCCCCUCGUCGACGCGGCGGUCCGACAAUGCGACGACUUCCUCAGCUCGCCCAGCGUCAAGAUCCAGGUUGGCAAGAUUGAAGAAUUCGACGUCGUUCACCAGACGUCGUUCUUCGGUCUGGGCCACUGGCAGUCGAAGACUAUACGGUUCCCGGUCACGUCCGGCGACGACAAAAACGCGCCCCCGGUGCUCUUCGUGACCAUCACCAUUCCGAAGUACGACGAGUUUGUCAUCUCCAUCACCACCGCGGACGGCCGGAUCGUCGCCAGGACUUCCCCAUAUGCCCCGGAGGGAGGACAUGGCGCUCCGAUUUUCCCUCCCGCCAAGCCGGGCGCGUGGGUCGAGUGGGGAGGCGCGCAUCACGGCCACGUCGAUUUCGACUCGACGAAAAGGAUGGCGCUCGUGCCCUGCUGCCCCAUCUCGACGAGGAACAGUGUCGGGCUCACGGAGGCUGUCUCCGUCCGCUCCGACACCCUCAGCCCGAGGUACGUGCUGGCGACGCUGGCCGUGCCCCUGCUGUGCUUCGGGGUGCCUCUCAUGUUCGUCGCCUUGCUGUGCUGUCACGAAUCGACCGAUGUCAUGAACCGCAACACCGGCGAGCGACUCGCCAAGAAAUCGCACGGCGGCUGCGUACCUUUUUGCGCCGAAUGUCCGAGACCAGGAGGGUUCGAAUAUGUACAUGGGAGGGAGGUUCCCUUGCAUGGAAUGAACCGCGAACAGCGUCGCCUGACCCUCCUGGCGUUCGUCUUCGAGCUCGCGCAGCAGUAUUCGGAAGAACCGAGAAGCAACGGCGGCGGCGGCGGCGAUGGCGGCGGCGGCGGCGGUUGAGCGCGGACGGUUUUACGUACAUAUCGCGCGUAAUAAUACAUCUUCGACAACCGACUCGGUCGUCUUCGUGUCGUCGACUGGUCAAGUCACCUAGUCACCUGUGAUGGUACACGCGCGAUUACCCCUCGGCGGACCUGCGCCCGUACCCGUCGUUCCUCUCGUGUCUCCCCAGGAUGGCAUCAGUCGCGCGAAGCGCCUUCGCCGUCCUUGCGCCGCAAACCGGUCCGAGCAUCGCGUGUUGCACCUCACCGACAAUCAGCUGAGGAGCGUGCCGGCGGAGAUCGGGCAGCUCGCGUCGCUGAGGGAGUUGUACCUCUACGGCAAUCAGCUGACGAGCGUGCCGGUGGAGAUCGGGCAGCUCACGUCGCUGAAGAAGUUGAACCUCGGCGGCAAUCAGCUGACUACCGUACCCGCGGAGAUCGGGCAGUUCACGUCGCUGUUGUGGUUGUCCCUCGACAACAACAAGCUGACGAGCGUGCCGGCGGAGAUUGAGCAGCUCAAGUCGCUGAUGAGGUUGUGGCUCGCCGGCAAUCAGCUGACGAGCGUGCCGGCGGAGAUUGGACAGCUCACGUCGCUGAGGGAGUUGUUGCUCAAAGGCAAUCAGCUGACGAGCGUGCCGGCGGAGAUCGGGCAGCUCACGAUGCUGAGGGAGUUGAGGCUCGAAGGCAAUCAGCUGAGGAGCUUGCCGGCGGAGAUCGGGCAGCUCACGUCGCUGAAGAAGUUGACAAUCAGCUGACGAGCGUGCCGGCUGCGAUACGCAAGCUCAGAGCGGCGGGCAGCAAUGUGCGCAUGGCUGACGGCGUGACGGUGGACGAGUGAUCGCAUCACUUCCCAGCGUAGGCGUGUCGCGCGAUAGCAGAUUGUACAAAGUAACACGAUGUG